Messenger RNA from Micromonas commoda, 1023 nucleotides. RefSeq lists its product with no specific name. Gene Ontology annotation, biological process: peptidyl-hypusine biosynthetic process. The transcript has a single exon. NCBI's taxonomy places the organism in Eukaryota, Viridiplantae, Chlorophyta, Mamiellophyceae, Mamiellales, Mamiellaceae. The record is from RefSeq and is a predicted model, not a curated record. Gene Ontology annotation, molecular function: deoxyhypusine monooxygenase activity. Bases 1 to 1023 code for a protein of 340 amino acids.
AUGAGCGUCGAGACGCACCGAGCCGAGCUCGUGGACCAGUCGCUGCCCAUGCCGCGAAGGUUCCGCGCGCUCUUCACCCUGCGCAGCAUCGGCGGCGACGACGCCGUCGCCGCGCUGCUGGGCGCCAUGACGGACGAUCCCUCGGCGCUGUUCCGCCACGAGGUCGCCUUCGCGCUGGGGCAGAUGCAGGCGCCCGGGGCGGUGGACGUCCUCAAGCGGGUGCUGAGGGACGUGACGGACGACGAGAUGGUCAGGCACGAGUGCGCCGAGGCGUUGGGAGCCAUCGCCACGGAGGAGUGCGUGGACGCGCUGAGGGACGCCUGCGUCGACGGCUGCCGGGUCGUGCGCGAGACGGCGACGCUCGCGCUGCGGCGGCUCGAGCACGCGCGCGCGAAACGCGGGGAGGCGAAGGACGCCGUCGAAGCACCCGCGAGUAAGACCCUCGGAUCCGCCAAGGAGAGGCUCUCCGCGCCCGCCGCCGCCGCGCCCGCGCCCGCGAACGGUGCGCCGCGCGACGGCGUCGACGCCGAUUCCCCGUACCUCUCCGUCGAUCCGGUCCCGGCGGCGCCCGCGUCCGUUCCAUCCGACGCCCUCACCGCCGUCCUCCUAGACGAAUCCGCGGACAUGUGGGACAGGUACGGCGCCAUGUUCGCGCUGCGCAACAGGGGCGACGGACCGGGCGUGGCGCGGACGCUGGGCGAGGUGCUCGGGUCGUCCCAAUCGGCGCUGCUGAAGCACGAGGCGUGUUACGUCCUCGGGCAGCUCCAGGAGGCGGACGCCACCGCGAGGGCGUCGCUCGUGAGGACGCUCGAGGACGUUCGCGAGCACCCGAUGGUGCGACACGAGGCGGCGGAGGCGAUCGGGUCCAUCGCCGCGCCGGACACGGAAAAUCUGCUGAGAAAGUACGCGGGGGACGGGGACAGGAUAGUCGCCGAGUCGUGCGAGGUGGCCCUCGACAUAAUGGCCUCCGAAAUGUCGGGGGAGUUCGUGCCGCUCGCGGCGUGCGGGGAGGUGGCCGCGUGA